UGUCAGCCAUGUUUGCCGGGUCACUACUGCAGUAAUGAGACCACCAGCGAGGAGGCCAUGCUCAGAGUAAUGGUCUGCCCGCCAGGUUUCCUCUGCUCACAGGGCCUGGAUCGAGAACCCCAGCGCUCAGCGGUAUUCUGCCCAAUAGGCUUUUACUGUCCCGGUGGAAGCGUUGAUCCUAAUCCUGUUCCGUGCCCCAAAGGAACCUACAGUCAUCAGCCAGGACUACGUGACCCUUCAGACUGCACAAAGUGUCCAGAGGGCAAAUACUGCUACACAGAGAAUCCCCAGCAAGAGCCCAUUAUUGAACCAACAGGAAACUGUCCUGAUGGAUACUACUGUCCUCCUGGUACGGGACACCCAAACUCAUUUCCGUGCCAGUCUGGCUUCUUCAGGAAUGACUCGUAUGGACAUGGAGGAGAAGCUUGUGUGGAAUGUCCUCCUGGUCACUACUGUCCUGCUCUGGCCACAAACACUCCUACAGUCUGUCCACAGGGUUUCUACUGUAAUGAGGGGAGCUCAGCCCCAGAGCCGUGUGAAGAGGGCACAUUUGGAUCCCGGCCAGCCCUGAGUGAAGCAUCACAGUGCACCCUAUGUAGUGGGGGGAAAUAUUGCACCGGUUUGGGCAAAACUGAACCCACUGGGGACUGUGAAGGAGGAUUCUAUUGUAGACAGGGGUCUACAAGUCCUGUUCCUCCUGAUAAUCAUGGUCAUGAAGGGGGUGUGUGUCCCGCUGGCAGUUUCUGCCCGCCAGGCUCAGUUCACCCACAGCCCUGCCCUUCAGGAACCUACAGUAACAGCACAGGCCUCCAACAUGCAGAGCAGUGUGUCACCUGUCCUCCAGGUUAUUACUGUUUAGGAACAAACGCUACAUCUCCUUCUGGUUCAUGCUUUGCUGGCUAUUACUGCACCGGAGGUUCAGCCACACCAGUCCAAAAUGAAGCUGAGGAGGGACACUACUCUUCAGAAGGAGCUGUGAGGGCCGAACCGUGCGCACUGGGAACUUUCCAACCAGGAAGAGGCUACAACUCAUGCAUUGAAUGCCAAUCAGGAAGACUGUGCAACAAGACAGGCCUAUCACAGCAGCCCCUGUGUCCACCUGGACACUUCUGCCCUGCUGGAUCCCUGAUUGCUCACCCGUGUCCCCCUGGUACAUACACGGCAGGUUCAGGAGCGGAGGAUCUGCAGCACUGCGGCCCGUGUGAUGCUGGUCACUACUGUCACUCACCUGGACUGACUGCUCCUCAGGGACCCUGUGAGCCUGGUUUUUACUGCACUGGUGGAUCUCACGUUGCCUCUCCGAUUAGCUCCAGAUAUGGUGACAUAUGCCCCAUCGGUUAUUACUGUCCAGCAGGCACCAGGUACCCUCAUGAGUACCCCUGUCCUCCUGGAACCUGGAGUAACGCACUGGGGGCCCAGAAUGUGUCGUCCUGUUGGCUCUGCCCUGCUGGAUUCUUCUGCAACAGCUCUGGCCUCACUCAGCCCACUGGAAUAUGUGCUCCAGGGUUUUAUUGUGCUGGUGGAGCUAAAACGGCCAUGCCUGAUGAUGGGUUAACAGGAAACAGGUGUCCGACGCGGUAUUACUGUCCACAGGGGUGUACAUCCCCUCUGCACUGCCCUGAUGGAACACACUCAAAUAGCACAGGUGCUGCAGAGUGCAGUGACUGUCCCACUGGAUGGCUGUGUCUGGAGGGGGAGGAGCUCCAGUUGUGUCCAGAGGGACAUUACUGCCUGGGGGGCACAGUGGAGGACAUCCUCCCCUGCCCUCCAGGCACAUACAGCCCCAAAGCAGGACAAAACCAAGUAGAGCAGUGUUUACUGUGCUCAGCUGGUGAGAGCAGUGCCCCUGCUUUACUUACACCUUUGGCAGUUUUAAUAGCAUUGGUGUAGUUUUAUGUUCAUCAUACCCACCUAUCAUUUUAAGGAAUGUUCUGUGAGGAUUGGGGACUAGUUGAACCUACUGGUCCC
This is a messenger RNA of Puntigrus tetrazona (Sumatra barb), 1968 nucleotides long. Its product is annotated as multiple epidermal growth factor-like domains protein 11. Lineage: Eukaryota; Metazoa; Chordata; Actinopteri; Cypriniformes; Cyprinidae. The record is from RefSeq and is a predicted model, not a curated record. The coding region runs from base 58 to 1890 and encodes 610 amino acids. The transcript is spliced from 11 exons.